GCCAGAUUCGUGCAUAUAAAAUAGGCUGAUCCUUUAUGAACGGCAUCGUUGCAGUAGUAACGGCAAGCAAAAUACAAUAAUAUGCUUGCUUCUCGAACCACGGCUGUGAUGGCUUACCUGGCUAUUUCUGUCUCGGCCGGCGGACACGAGCGUGUUGGCUUAAAUCACAAAGGUGCACUUACGCACGGCCAUGGCGGCUUUGAUCUUGGAUACGGCCAUGGAUCUCUAUACGGCUAUGGUCUGGGUGGCAUGUCGUAUGGUUUAAACUAUGGCAAAACAACAGGAGGAUACCGUAAGAAAACAGUAGCAUUAGCUAAGCCCGCGACAGUCGGUUACAAUGAUCCUGUACAUGUACACGGUGCGAUCUUCGGAAAUUAUGGAUUAAGGGGGUAUGGCUUUGAACUUUUGGGUCGUGAUGCCGGACAUCAUGGAAGUCACGAAAUCUACGACAAGGCCGUCGCCACCGUUCCCAUUUCUAUUGAAAAGGACUACGGACAUAGCUUGACGCUUGGUGGUCACGGAUUUGCUAAACUAAGCCACAACGGUGGUGGCAGUAAUGGGGUUGCAUUGGGUCACAAAGCCGUUGCUAUUACGCAGCCAGUCACUUACGGUGGUUAUGGUCACAGAUAUGGAUUUGCUCUAGGAGGUUAUGGAAGUGGUGAUCUUGCCUACGGAUGCAAUGGCUAUGGAAAAACUACUGCUGUCACUCCACCCAUAUUUAUCGGAAAGGGUCACGGAGGCAUUGUCCUUAAACACGGUGCUGGUUUAAUUGGUCUCGGUCGUGGAAAACUUGACGAAUAUAGUGGAAAAUCAGUCGCUAUUAUUUCUGACGUCGUCGGUAAAAGCUACGGAGGUCACGGCUUCGGGCAUGACUCUGGAAUUGUUCUCUCUGGACACGAUAUUGAGCAUGGCACUCCUGUGAUCUCGGGAAUCGUUAAAGCGGGUGUUCCUGUUUCAUUCGUUCAUGAACAGUAGGAAGACGGAUGUAUCGAAGGAGAUGAAACUAGCUUCCAUUUAGCCUAAUCAUUUGUACACAUUGUUCAUAUACAUACGCUGCUGUGUUAAUUAGUACUAUUAAUUAACUAAUACAUUAAUGUUAAUAAUUAAUAAAUUAGCAUGUAAUUGACAAGUCAAACUAGCAAU
Messenger RNA from Varroa destructor (honeybee mite), 1143 nucleotides. RefSeq lists its product as uncharacterized. The record is from RefSeq and is a predicted model, not a curated record. Lineage: Eukaryota; Metazoa; Arthropoda; Arachnida; Mesostigmata; Varroidae.